AUGCAAGGUUGCAAUAAUGUGUCAAUAGGAGUCAGACAGGAGAGAAACCAUUUACAUGUUCAGAAUGCAGAAAGUACUUUACCCAAAACUCACAACUUGUUAUACAUCAGAGGAGUCACACAGGAGAGAAACCAUUUCAAUGCUCAGAAUGCAGCAAAGGUUUUACCAGCAGGCAACAACUUUUUAGACAUCAAAGGAUUCAUACAGAAGAGAGAUCCUUUAAAUGUUCAGAAUGUGGCAAGUGUUUUGUCAACAAGCAACAACUUGUUAUACAUCAAAGGAUUCAUACAGGAGAGAACCCAUUUAAAUGUUCAGAAUGUGAGGAGUCACACAGGAGAGAAACCAUUUCAAUGCUCUGAAUGCAGCAAGUGCUUUACCCACAGGAAUAAACUUGUUAUACAUCAAAGGAUUCAGACAGGAGAGAAACCAUUUAAAUGUUCUGAAUGCAGACAAAUAAGGAGCAAGAUUCCCUCUAAGAAUAUAAGAAGAUAUAAUGGAAAGGGACAUUGUUCUCUGAUCAAGCCAACUACAGACAUAAUAUCUUUUGAAACCUCUUAA
Messenger RNA from Pseudophryne corroboree (corroboree frog), 558 nucleotides. Its product is annotated as putative zinc finger protein 826. The record is from RefSeq and is a predicted model, not a curated record. The coding region runs from base 1 to 558 and encodes 185 amino acids. NCBI's taxonomy places the organism in Eukaryota, Metazoa, Chordata, Amphibia, Anura, Myobatrachidae. The transcript is spliced from 4 exons.